This is a messenger RNA of Ixodes scapularis (black-legged tick), 5385 nucleotides long. Its product is annotated as GRB10-interacting GYF protein 2. The record is from RefSeq and is a predicted model, not a curated record. The transcript has a single exon. Lineage: Eukaryota; Metazoa; Arthropoda; Arachnida; Ixodida; Ixodidae. Gene Ontology annotation, molecular function: protein binding. The coding region runs from base 116 to 4006 and encodes 1296 amino acids.
GAGAGCAUUUCUUGGGUCUGGUACCGUAUAAUUGUCGGCCAUUUUGAUCCUUGCUGUCGUGUCAGGGCUUAGUUUUCUUUCCCAAUCGCCAAAACCGAACUCCAAUCGCUUCGAGAUGGGAGAAACGGCACUCAAGUUUGGUCCCGAGUGGCUCCGCGCACUGACUCAGACCAACGGGGUCACAGCACCAGCCCCGACGGCCGGGCUAACAAAGUACAAGCUCUCAAACUACCGAUACGGGAGGGAAGAGAUGCUCGCGAUGUUUGAUCAAAGCGCGCCCAUGCCGGAGACGUUGCGCGAGUUCCAGCAGCUGGCCGUUGAGAACACGCAGCCGCCGCUGGCGCUUGUCACGAUGACUGAAGAGGAGCAGCGGAUUUGGGCACGCUCGGUGAACAGUGACGCGGUGCUUCGGCUCACUGUGGGCAAGGGCGCCGUGCCCGGUGCGGGACCUGGUCGGGGAGGACCUCGGGGCGGAUCGGUGGACCGGGGUCGCGGUCGAGGCCGUGGCGGCGUCUACCAGAGGGGCCUCGGCGGCAGCAGCGAGGAGUCCGGCGACACGAGUCAGUUCGGAGCCUUCAUCCGUGCGAGGCCCUUCGAGCGCAGCCACAGCCUCACGGAGCGCGACCAGCGCUGGGACGACAAGAAGCCCGAUCGGCAAUUCCCGGCCAGGCCAGGCUUCGACGGCGACACGUUCCGCAAAGAAGGCGCCGCCGCCGCCAGCGGGGCUCCUGGCGGCGGGGCCGGCGCAACGAGCGCAACGACCAGCAGGCCUGCCGAGAACUGGCGCUCGGGACACUCGGAGGAAGACGAGAACUGGCGCAGCAAGGUCUCGUCCGCGCAGCCCCCGACCGAGAAGUGGAAGUCGUGGAGAAAUCACGCCAAGGGCGACGAGGACGACGGCACGACCGCGGCGACCAACGGCCCGGCCAAGAAGGACAGGCAUUGGAUAGAGGACCACGGCAGCGUACCCCCCGAGCAGCUGCCCGAGUGGAUCCAAGACCAGGGAGACACGGAGAAGGUGGGCUCUUUCGACGCCAAGGGCGCCUUCCUAGACACAAGGGAGUUCGAGGAAGAGAGCUGGGAGGGAGACCUGCUGCCUCCUGCACAAGCGGAGGCUCGCCCGCCCGCUAAGCGAGAAGACAAGCCGACCAGGGAGGCUGCGCUCGCGAAGCGGGUGAGUGAGCCGCCUGCCGAGAAGCCGAAGUCACCCCCACCCCAGCGCACGCACCAGGUGCCCCCUAGGAAAGCGGACAAGUCGCCCGUGCGGAGUCCACCCAAGCCGAUUCCCCCCGCACAGCCCCAGUGUCCGCUUGAAGGCCCGCAGCCUAAAAGCAGACCGGAGGAAGCUAGCAAGACAGUGUCGACGUCGCCAAAAGACGACAGCUUUGCACACCUCGCCAAAGCUGCGGAAAACAUGAUGGCCGAAUGGACAGCCGAGGAGGAGAAGAAGUUUGUGUCACAGUCUGUAGCCGGGGAACAAAACCUGCCGGAGCACCUCUACCGAUGGCUUUACAAGGACCCACAAGGCGACAUCCAAGGUCCGUUCUCGUCCCCUGAGAUGAUGGAGUGGUUCCAGGCAGGCUACUUCACUAUGGACUUGAUGGUGAAGCGGGUCUGUGAUAUGGGUUUCUCCAAACUGGGGGCUCUCAUCAAGAGCUGGGGUGUUGUGCCUUUUGCCGCCUCCCAGCAGCCUGCACCGAUGAAGAGCCCGUUGGGUGCAGAGCUUGGCGGCCAUCCCCCUCCCAACCUAGCGAUGCCGCCCCUUCCGCACCCAGGCCUUGCCAGCCUCCCUCCAAAUCAAGUGACCUAUGCGUUCCAGCAGCACUACAUGCAAGAGGUGUACAGGGCAGCCGCCAUGCAGCAGAUCCAGAACCACCUCAAGACCAACGACGCCUUUGCCAACCUGUCCCCCAUCGACCAGAACCGCAUCUGUCUACAGUACUACAUGGCCAGCCAUCCCAUGUCUCGGCCAGCUGGUUUUGGUGACCACGCACCCGUCGUGAACCUGCUGAGCUCAAUGGGGCUGCCUCCGGUCUACGGCAUCCCGCACUCCCUCGCCAAGGACUCGUCUCUGCCCGAGGGUCCCAGCUGGCCUCCACAACCAGUGUCGACUGCGGCCCCGACGUCUACGGCAGAGUCUAGGGGCAGCAGCGUGUGGGAUGCCGAUCCCAGUAUCGUGGCAGCCCCUUUGCCAACCGCUGCACCUAGCCGGAACUUGAUGGAGACCCUGUGGCUGGAAAAGCUGGCAUCGCAGUCACUCAUGGCUGAGCAGAUGCGUAUGAAGGAGGAAGAAGGACGGCGGCUGCAGGAGCUCCAGAAGCAGGCACGGCUGGAGGAGGAGCGGCGACUGCUGGAGGAGCGGAGGAAGGAAGAGGCAGAGAAGAAGAGGCAGCAGGAGGAGGAAGAGGAACGGCGGAGGAGGGAGGAGGAGGAACGGCAAAGGCGGGAGGAAGAGGAGAGAAGGAGGAUGGAGGAAGAGGAGGAGAGGAGGCGGAGGCAAAAGGAGGAGGAGCUGCUGCGGCAGCAGCGGAUAGAGGAGGAGAAGAGGAAGGUGGAAGAAGAGCGCAGGAGGAUGGAGGAGGAGAGGAAGGCAGAAGAGGAGCAAAAGCGAAAAGCAGAAGAGGCUAAGAAGGCAGCUGAAGAGAAGAAACGACAGGAGAAGGCUGCGAAGGAGGCUGCAGCCGCAGCUGCUGCAGCAGCAAAAGCCGCCUCGGCCAUGGCUGCUGCUCCACCAACGGGAGCUUUCACCGCAAUGGCGUCUUCGCCAGCUGCGAAGAAGAGCCCCAGCAAGGUGUCUCUAAUGGAUGCGGACGAGUUCAUGGCCCUGAAACAGCCACCCAAGCAGCAGCCAGCCACGGUUGAGCCAGUGAGGCCGGACAAGCCACAAGGGCCCGUGUGGGGAAGCAAGACCAGCCAGCCUGUCCAGACGUCGGCCCUUUCUCUCGCUGAGAUCCAGCGGAUGCAGGAAGAGAAGGAGCGUAGUCUGGCCGAGGAGCGUGCCCAGCAGCUGCGCAAGCAGCAGCAGCAGGCCAUGCAGCAGGCACUGUUCCUCCAGCAACAGCAGCAACAGCCGCAGAAGUCCACCCUAACGUGGGCUUCGAGGGCACAGGCCCCCCCCGCGGGCACGGCGGUCAAGUCCCUGUCAGAAAUCCAGCAGGAGGAAGCCGAGCGGGUGGACAAGAUGCGCAAGGCUCAGCAGCAGCAGCGCCAGCAGCAACAGCAGAUGCGGCAACAGGAGAGCAGCGUGCUCCAGCUGUCGGGUGCCUGGGGCACCACGUCCAACAGCCUGCUCAAGUCCUUCAACAACAGCUUCCAGUACCUGGAGAUGGUUCAGGACGAAGACAACACCAGGGGCUUCUGGGACGAGGCAGUCACGACGACACCAGCCCCCAAGCCGGCCCCCAAGUCGACAAGCAAGCCGGCGGCGGGCGACGGCAGCUUCCCAUCACUGGCGGGCAACCCCGUGGCCGGUGCUUCGAGCGGCCGCUCUUCCAAGAGCCAGCAGAGCAAGAAGGCGGAGGAGCAGGUGAUGAAGCUGUUCGAAGUGCAUGCCAAGGCGGCGCCCACGGACGAGCUAACAGCAUGGUGCGUGCAAGUGCUGGGUGGCAUCCAGUCCUACCUGGACAUCCCGACGGUGGUGGCCAUUCUCAAGGAUGUCGAGUCCCCGGCCGAGGUGCAGGAGUAUGUGCACAACUUCUUUGGCAACAGCCUGGACACUAAGGACUUUGUGCAGCAGUUCCUGCAGAGGCGGGAGCGCUACCUCAAGAGCUGUGGCUCUGUGCCACGGCCAGAGGACACCUUCACGCUGGCGGCCAGCAGCAUCGCGAGCAUGGCAGCCCGCGAGGCUUCAGCCACGACGCAGGGCGACGGAUUUACUGCUGCACGCUCCAAGAAGAAGAAGAAGAGCAAGAUGCAGAAAGUGGACAGCUCCUUGCUGGGCUUCACAGUGCAGGCGGAUCCUGCUCGGCUCAAUGCCGGAGAGAUUGACAGGGUGGAGGGCAUCUAGGGGCCCUGUGCAGAGGAGGGGGCACAAGUGAUCUGCCUUUAAGAUGGACCUGUACAUACCAAGAAAUUUGCGGUUAUUUAUUAAAAAAAAAAGAGAGAGCAGACAGAUAACACGCCGACCUUUGCUUGCUGAGCUGUUUGAACCCCUUCCUAUCCUCUUGCUCUGCCGACCCCCUUGGACUCGUGUAAAAGGUCCUCGGUAACGGCCCUUUCCUAGUCUUUAACUCUCGCUAUUGCCGGUGGCCAUCAACUUCGCAUUGUUUCGUUUGCUUACCUAACUCACAUUUUCUACAAGUUUGUGAGUGGUUUUUAUAUUUUACUUUUUUUCUGCAUUGCAAAAUUGCGAUUGCGAGCAUGUAGUGCCUCAAUUUACAAGCAGGAACCCUUUGUGCGUGGGCAUUAAAAGCACUCUGUUCUAAAAAUGUCACAUUUGCCUCUGUCACAUAUUCCAUGUUAAAGGAAUGUGCACAAUGUUUGCCCCACUUUGAAAUAAGCCAUUCCAUUGAUAUAAUUUGGCCCUUUUAACAAGAUUUGUUCAUUUCAAAACUUAAUCCAACUGUAUCCCUAGAAACUGACCUCAUAGAACAUUAUGUAUUUUACUUCAGCGAAUGUUCGUAGUGACUCUGGAAUUCAAGAUCUGUCACUUGCUGAUUACUUAAGACUUUUCACGUUCAUGCAAUGUUGGAAAUCAUUGUCUCAUUAAUCCCUGAUGAUGCGUUGCCUAACGCUUGGAGCAACAAGGAGACAUUGUCAAUGCUUCUUUCCGAUUUGGCCUGUGCCAGCUUGUUUUUGAGGAACAUUCUUUUUUAUUAUGCUGUUUUUGCAGGAACAACAGGUGUUUUUACAUUUUUUGGUCUGCUCCCAUUCACACAGUGUUUUUAAUUGUGUUUUGCCUAAUUUUGAAAGUGAUAAAAAAAUUAUAUUUUCCGCCCUUUAUUGCAUGCUGGAAAGUGCAACUAUGUCUCGAGUUGUGAGUGUGCGACAUAGUCUGAAGGGUGCCACAAAAGUGUUUUCCUUUUCCACGCUUUUAACAUAAAAAGCAAUCUCCCUUGUAAGCAGUAGCAUUUUUCAAAGGUCCAUUGGUGCCCCUUCCAAGCAGUGGUGUCCUCUUGCAGAGAAAGAAACCCUCCGACGUUUCUACUCGUGGGGUGACGUUUUGUGACGUUUUGCAAGUCUGUCUUGUCAACGUGCCCCGCCAUCAAAUGCAAUACACACCUGUACAUACCAACUCAGCUAGUGCCUUAAUUCUGGUGUGGACACCCAACCAUUAAUGUAAUUUUGUAAGAUAUGACUUGUGUUGUGUAACUUCGCAUUGUACAAUGAGACACCUUCUCGGAAUAAACCAUAUUGGUUUUCAAGUCAGCUCCGCAAAGCAAAUAA